Suillus discolor is the source of this 1173-nucleotide messenger RNA. RefSeq lists its product as uncharacterized. The record is from RefSeq and is a predicted model, not a curated record. The transcript has 8 exons. Lineage: Eukaryota; Fungi; Basidiomycota; Agaricomycetes; Boletales; Suillaceae. Bases 1 to 1173 code for a protein of 390 amino acids.
AUGUCCGAAGUGCGCCCCACAAGCCUCAAAAGUGUUGCGCCCCAAGAGCAAAAUUUAGAAAAUUUGCAGAUAUGCGGUAUAGGGAGCAGCCGGGGUCCUAUCCGUACUGGUGCAGGGUGGUUCGUGGGUGAUGCGUGCUGCAAGAAUUGUUGUGGAGCAGGCAAGGGAAAUGCUACGCUUUGCAUCUUGAGUUUGGAGAUCUCUAUGUCCCUCGCUCGUUCCUUGUCUAAAUUCUCGCGUCCUCGUUUGAGUUUGAUGUUUGGCACGUCUUUGUCUGGUGUGCCCAUUGUCUGUGUUUUGCCUAAGGAUGCCCAUGGUUUGUUUGAUUUCGAGGUCGUUAUGGGAGGUGGUUUACGAAGUGCUGAUGUCGUCUUCGCUACUGACUUACUUCUCAGUCUAGUAGGCGUAGUUGACAAUAACGAGGUUUCAGUAGAAUCUGAGGAGGGAAUAUUGUCUACCAGUGUGAAGCAUGCUGGCGGCAGAGAAACACUAUGUCUCCUUGGUGUUGUUGGUGCUCCUUCCAAGGGAUUCGUUGGGGAAGAAGUAGGAGGAAGUACUGAUAGUGUGCCUCUUCGCUAUUCCUGCUUUAUUUCGUGGGUCACCUCCCCACUCUCAUCACCAUAUGUCCUAGCCAGCCUUGCGCUCGGGAAAGGACCCCAAGCCCCAAGACCCUGGAAUCUGCCAGACGAGUCCUUGUCUCCUCUAACUGUGUCAUCUGCUCUACUCUCCUAUCCUCUGCUAUCCCUCCUGACCUCAUCCUCCUCCUAUCCCUGUCCCCCCGGCCUUCACCUGAAGCUCCCCACUACAACGCCCCCUAACUCUCCUCGUCUUCAUGAAUACCUUCUGAGGCACGAUGACAACCCCUCCCCACUGCCCCAAAGCAACGAGCCCCUACCUACCAUGAAAGGCAACUGGUUCACACAAAAGGAGGCAAAGGCACCAGCCGCGCUCAUGUCUGUUUUUCAUAUUCUAGACUUGAAGAAGCAGCGUGCCCAGAUCGAAGUAGACAUGCUGUAUGAUGCAAUUGUACGUAUCGCCGAGCUCGAUGCCAUGGAUGAUGAUGGUACAUCUUUGGGAACAGCUGGGAUCCUUGAGUCACAUUUACCUGGUGAUCGGUUCAAUGAUUGGUUUUCGACCCCAUCCGCACCUUCCGAUACCUCUGACAUCCUAUAA